This is a messenger RNA of Porites evermanni, 4554 nucleotides long. The record is from the annotation of a GenBank genome assembly. NCBI's taxonomy places the organism in Eukaryota, Metazoa, Cnidaria, Anthozoa, Scleractinia, Poritidae.
AUUCCUGGUAUUUCUCCAAUUGAAUAUUAUAAUAGAGUUUAUGCUAGUUUAUUAAAUUUAUUGAAGGAGCAUAGAAAUAUUAAAUUAAAAAUGGUUAUGGUUUGUAUAAUGGAAAGAGUUAAAGUUAAAACAAAAGAAGGAAUUCAAGAAUUAGAGGAGUUUAAAGCAUAUUUUAGUUCGAAAACUUAUAAAAAUUAUGAAUCAUCAAAUGAAGAAGAAAUAGUAGUAAAAUGUAUGAAAAAAAUUAUAAAUGAUAUAGAAGAGUUUUCCAAAAAUGGAAGCGGGUGGUAUUUUAAAGAAGUUUUAAGGCUUGAUGUUAAUACUAUUAAGUUUAAUCCGACCAAAGGAUCGACUUAUAUUGAUCUUCCAUCUUGGAUAAAAAAUAAAAAAGCAAUUGUUAACAUUAAAAAUAAAGAUGACAAAUGCUUUCUUUGGUGUAUACUUAGAUAUCUUCAUCCAAGAGAGAGAGAUGAGGAAAGAAUAAAAGAUUUAGAAAAGUAUGAGUUUUCACUUAACACUAAAGGAAUUACUUUUCCAAUGAAAGUAAAUAAUAUUACUCAAUUUGAAAAACUUAAUCCUGAUAUUCCAGGAAUAAAUGUUUUUUCUGAAGAUGGUAUGAUUAUUUAUCCUUUGAGAGAGGCAAAUAGAGAUUGUAAAAAUACUAUUGAUUUAUUUUUGUACGAAGAAGAUGGUGUUUCACAUUAUACUCUUAUUAAAAAUUUUCACAGGUUAGUAAGGUCACAAAAAACUGUAAGUAGUAAUGGUAAAAUAUUUAUUUGUAAGAGAUGUUUUACUCAUUACACUAAAGAAGAAUUAUUAGAAAAACAUAUUAAAUAUUGUUCAAAUAAUGCAACAUCGAUUGUAAAAAUGCCUGAACCAAACACAAUGUUAUACUUUAAAAAUUAUCACAAAAGAUUUCCUGUUCCUUUUGUAGUUUAUGCUGAUUUUGAAUGCUUUACUAAGCCAAUGAAUAGUUGCAGUCCUAAUCCAAAAGACUCUUAUAAUUACAACUAUCAAAAACAUGAACCAUCAGGAUUUUGUUUUUAUGUAAAGGGAAUAAUAGAUAAAAAUAUUAAACCAAUCUUUUAUACAAAAACCUCCGAAGAUGAGGAUAUAUCAAAAGUAUUUGUAGAAAAACUUGUAGAAGUAACUAAAGAAAUUUAUAAUAAUUUUUAUCAAAGACCAAAACCUCUUGGACUAACUAGUGCAGAUCAAAAGUUAUUUGAUUCUGAAGUUAACUGUCAUAUUUGUGGUGGAGAAUUAAAAGAGGAUAAAGUUAGAGAUCAUUGUCAUUUUACAGGUCAGUAUCGUGGAGCAGCGCAUAACAAAUGUAAUCUUAUGUGUCGUAAACCAAAAUUAUUACCAGUUAUAUUUCACAAUCUUCAAGGUUAUGAUGCUCAUCUGUUUAUAAAACAAAUUGCUAGAUUAGAAGGAAAAAUAAAUUGUAUUCCAUCUACGGAAGAAAAAUAUAUUUCAUUUUCAAAAAAUAUUAAAGUUGGUGAGUAUUAUUGUUCAAAAUUUGGAAAAAUGAUUGAUGUAAAUUUUGAAAUACGAUUUUUAGAUUCAUUUAAGUUUCUUCAAACAUCACUUGCCAAUCUUGUUUCAAAUCUAUCAGCAGAUGAUUUUCAUAACACAAAACAUGUAUUCAAGAAAAAUGUAGAUCUACUAACUCGUAAGGGAGUUUAUCCUUAUGAUUAUGUUUCAUCACUUGAUAAAUUAUCAGAAACACAACUUCCACCCAAAGAGGAUUUCUAUUCAAAACUAAAUGAUGAAGAUAUUAGUGAUGAUGAUUACCAUCAUGCAAUUAAAGUAUGGAAUACUUUUGGAUGUAAAACAAUAAGAGAUUAUCACGAUCUUUAUCUGAAAUCUGAUGUACUACUACUAGCAGAUGUACUUGAAAACUUUAGGAAAACUUGUCUCUGCCAUUACAGCCUAGAUCCAGUUCACUAUUACACAUCUCCAGGUCUAGCUUGGGAUGCAUGUCUAAAAGAAACAGGUCAACAAUUACAGUUACUACAUGAUUAUGAUAUGUUAAUGAUGAUUGAGCGUGGAAUACGAGGAGGUAUAACUCAUAUAUCAAAGCGAUAUGCAGAAGCAAAUAAUAAAUACAUGGAAAAUUAUAAUCCUGAUGAGGAGUCCUCCUUUAUUCAAUAUCUAGAUGCGAAUAAUCUUUAUGGAUGGGCGAUGACACAAAAUCUUCCAACACAUGGAUUUAAAUGGAUGGAAAAUAUAACAAAAGAAAAGGUAAUGGAUAUUCUUGAGAAAGCAAAUCAUAGUAUGUCAAAUUUUGGGAGUAAAGGUUAUAUAUUUGAAGUAGAUCUGGAGUAUCCUGAAAAACUAUGGACAUCACAUAAUGACUAUCCUCUAGCACCUGAGAGAAUAAUUGUUAAUGGUGUGGAAAAAUUAUUUUGUUAUUUUAAACCCCGAAAGCAUUAUGUUGUGCAUUACCGAAAUCUUAGACAGUAUCUUGAGUUGGGUAUGAGGCUUACUGCUGUUCAUAGAGGAGUAUCAUUUUAUCAGUCUCCUUGGAUGGAACCAUAUAUCCGAAAAAAUACAGAACUUCGAAAAGUAGCAGCUAACAGUUUUGAGAAAGACUUUUUCAAAUUAAUGAAUAACUCAGUUUUUGGCAAAACAAUAGAAAAUAUAAGGAAGCGACAAAAUAUAGAACUUGUUAAUAAUCGUGAGAGAGCUGUCAAACUAGCAAAUCGGCCAAACUUUGAUAGAGCGACAAUAUUUGAUCGCAAUUUUAUAGCAGUUCAUAUGCUAAAUACUGAAGUGUAUUUUAAUAAACCAGUAUAUGUUGGUCAAGCAAUUCUAGAUUUAUCAAAAACACUAAUGUUUAAUUUUCAUUAUACUUACAUACGAGAAAAAUAUGGAAACAAGGCUGAGUUAUUGUUUGCAGAUACGGAUUCAUUGAUGUAUCAAAUUAAAACAAAAGAUUUUUAUAAAGAUAUAAGUUUUGAUAUUUUAACAAAGUUUGACACUUCAGAUUAUCCUCCUAAUCAUCCUUCUGGAAUACUAACAGGAGCUAAUAAAAAAGUUAUUGGAAUGUUUAAAGAUGAAGUAGCAGGAAAACAGAUAACUCAUUUUGUUGGGCUGCGACCCAAAAUUUAUAGUUUUAAAAUUGAAGAGGAUAGGGAAGGCAAAAAGUGUAAAGGAGUAAAGAAAAAUGUUGUAAAAAAGACAAUGGAUUUUGAAGAUUAUGUUAAAUGUUUAUUUUCAGGUGAGAAAGAAAUGAGAAGUAUGAAAAUAAUAAGAAGUGAAAAACAUGAUAUAUAUUCUAAAGAAGUUAACAAAAUAGCUCUAAGUAAUGAAGAUGAUAAACGCAUUGUUUUAGAGGAUAAAGUGCAUACUUUGGCUUUUAGAUAAAAAAAUAUUUAAAAGUAGUAAAAUAUUAAAUAAUAAAUGUCUUAUACAGAGGAGGAAAUAAAAAAAUAUUUAGAUAUACUUCAUAAUUAUAAAAAACCACCUAUUCAACAAGUUAGUAAAAAAGCACAAUGUUUAAAUUGUCCAAAUACUGAAUUUUUUACAAUAGAUUCUGGCCUCAAAAUUUGUGAAAAAUGUGGUGCAGACAACGGUCAUGUAUUAGGAUUAUUUGAUGUAAAAGAUUUGGAUAGGUUACAUUAUAGAAAAAAGAGUAUUUACCAUAGGAAAUAUCACUAUGAGAAAAAGGUAAAUGAAAUUUCUAAAAGAAUAAACCUAACUGAUGAAGAAAAAUGUGAACUUUACGAUAAACUAACAAAAAUAGAUAAUCAUAUCAUGGAAAUACUAAACAAGCAAUACUUUAGAAAGAGAAUGAUAAAUAUUAAUUAUUUAACAAAAAAAAUUUUGGAGGAGAUGGGUUGUGAAAAGUAUAAACUUAUUGAACUUAAGAUUAGUCCUCUAACUUUUGAGAUUUAUGAAGAAUGGUGGAAUUGUUAUAAAGGUUUAAAGAAAUAAAAUACUAUUAAUAAAAUGAAAAUACAAAUUAAUCCUAGAUCAUUGUUAAAUCUAGAACAUAUAUGUGAAGUUUUAUAUAAACUUCAUCCAUCUGUUUUAAAUUUCUUGGUUAAAAUGGAAAGAUCUUUAGGACCAGUACUUGGUUUUAUAGACAUGAAAAAUUUAACACUAGAACAAAAAAAAAUUUUAGAUAGUAUUUAUAAGGGGGUAGAUUACUCAAAGGAACCUGAGGAACCUAAGGAACCUGAGGAACAAAAGGAACUAAUUAAAAUAAAAGAUGAGUUUGAAAAAAACCAAUAUAUUACUCGUUUUCAUAAUCUAAGAAAAUAUAUUCAACUAGAUACUGAUGAAUACAUUCCUAUGAAAAUUUAUGUUGAAGUUGAAGAUCCUGUAAUAGGAAGAAAACUAAAAGAAUUGGUUGAGGCACUUGAAAAAACUCAUGCUCCAGAACAAUUUUAUUUAAAUAAAAAAGAAAUAGAUGAAAAUGCUUAUUUUGCUGAGGGUUAUGGUCUUACAAUGAAUGAGGAACAGAAAAAACAAAUGAAAGAAUUUUUUUAUGGAAAAGAUGUUGAAGGUCUUGAAAAACUUUUAAGAGAAAAAAAGUUAUAUCCAUAA